CCUGUUCUUUCUGGGGGCGCAGGUUUGACUGUGGUGGUGUGGUGUACACACACAGUUAUUGCCUUGAUGCCCAGCUGGGGGUGGGGGUGGGGCACCUUGAUUUGAACCAUUUCAUGUCUUCCUCUCAAAGUCCUAGGCAGCACAAGUGGUGCUUCCUCCAUGUCGCAAACACUGAGACUCAGGGGUCAGGUAACCUGACCGGGCUGCGGCUGGGCAAGGAUUUGGCCACACAGCUUGUUCUUAACCAUCUCUCAUUGCCUCCAGGUAAACAUCAUAUUGGCACAAUGGUGGGGCUGGGAGCCUGCAGCCUGACUGGAGUUACCCUGAUCCUCUUGCUGCUCCCCAGAGGUCUGGAGAGCUGCGGGCAUAUCAGGAUCUCAACCCCCGUUGUCCGCCUGGGGGACCCUGUCAUAGCCUCCUGCACCCUCAGCCCAAACUGCAGCAAACUGGACCAAGAGCCACAGAUUCUAUGGAGACUGGGAGAUGAGCCGAACCAGCAAGGAGACAGACAGUGGCACCUGCCUGAUGGGACCCAGGAAUCCACCAUCACUCUGCCUCACCUGAACUACACCCAGGCCUUUCUCUCCUGCUUAGUGUCAUGGGCCAACAGCUUCCAGGUCCUGGAUCAAGCUGAGCUUCGGGCAGGCUAUCCUCCUACCAGCCCCUCCAAUCUGUCCUGCCUCAUGUACCUCAUCACCAACAGCCUGGUCUGCCAGUGGGAGCCAGGCCCUGAGACCCACCUGCCCACCAGCUUCAUCCUAAAGAGCUUCCAGAGCCGCGCUGACUGUCAAUACCAGAGGGACUCCAUCUUGGACUGUGUGCCAGAGGACAGGCAGAACAGCUGCUCCAUCCCCCGGAAACACUUGAUCCUGUACCAGAAUAUGGUUAUCUGGGUGCAAGCGGAGAAUGCACUUGGGACCAGCGAGUCGCCAAAACUGUGCCUUGACCCCAUGGAUGUUGUGAAAUUGGAGCCUCCCACGCUGCAGGCCCUGGACCUCAGCCCUGAUAGAGUCCCACACGUGCCUGGCUGCCUGUGGCUGAGCUGGAAGCCGUGGGAACCCAGCAAGUUCAUGGAGCAGGAGUGUGAACUCCGCUACCAGCCGCAGCUUGGAGGAGCCAACUGGACACUGGUGUCCCACCUGCCUUCCAGCAAGGACCAGUUCAAGCUCUGUGGGCUCCAACAGGUCCCAGUCUACACCCUACAGAUGCGAUGCAUCCGCUCCCCUCUGCCUGGACUCUGGAGUAGCUGGAGCCCUGGCCUGCAGCUGAGGCCCACCAUUAAGGCCCCUGUCAUCAGACUGGACACAUGGUGGCAAAAGAAGCAACUGGAUCCUGGGACAAUAAGUGUGCGACUGUUCUGGAAGCCAACACCCCUACAGGAAGACAGUGGGCAGAUCCAUGGCUACCUGCUCUCCUGGAGUUCCUCAGCUCAGCAAGGGCAAGGCAUGCACCUCUGCAACACCACAGAGCUCAGCUGUACCUUCCACCUGCCCUCAGAGGCCCAGAACGUGACCCUCGUGGCCUACAAUGAAGCAGGGACCUCUCUACCUACUCCAGUGGUUUUCUUGGAGAACAAAGGUCCAGCUGUGACCAGCCUCCAUGCCAUGGCCCGAGACCCUGGGAGCAUCUGGGUAGACUGGGAAGCCCCCAGCUCCCUGCCUCAGGGCUAUCUGAUUGAGUGGGGCCCGGGGCCCGACCACAACUACGGCAAUAAGAGCUGGAGGAUCGAAGCUGAGGGGAGCAUCACUGGAAUUCUGUUACAGGACAACAUAAGUCCCUUUCAGCUCUACGAAAUCAUAGUGGCUCCCCUGUACCCAGGCACCGUGGGACCCUCCGCACAUGUCUAUACCUACUCUGGAGAGAGAGCCCUUCCUCAUGCUCCAGAGCUACAUCUGAAGCACAUUGGCAGGACCUGGGCACAGCUGGAGUGGGUACCCCAGACCCCUCGGCUGGGGAUGAUACCCCUCACCCACUACACCAUCUUCUGGACCGAUGCUCGCAACCAGUCCUUCUCCACCGUCCUGAACAUCUCCUUCCGUGGCUUUGUCCUGAACCACCUGCAGCCUGCCAGUUUGUAUCAUGUCUACCUCAUGGCCACCAGCCGGGCAGGCUCCACCAACAGUACAGGCCUCACGCUGAUGACCAUGGCCCUAGAGACAGAGCUACACAUUUUCCUGAGCAUACUUUGCAUCCUAUUUUUCUUCAUCUUCUGUGCAGCUUCCUGGUGCUUGUGCAAGAAGAGCAGGAAGAAUUUCUUCUGGCCAAAUGUGCCAGACCCAGCCCACAGCAGCCUGAGCUCCUGGGUGCCCACCAUCAUGACAGAGGAAAUCUUCCAGCUGCCCAGCUUCUGGGAGUCCGGCUUGCCACCGAUCACCAAGAUCACUGUACUGGAGGAAGACAAGAAACCAACUCACUGGGAUUCCAGUGAAAGCUUUGGGACCAGCAGCCUUCCAGCCCUGGUUCAGGCCUAUGUUCUCCAGGAUGAUCCAAGAGCAAUUUCCAACCAGUUCCAGCCCCACUCUGGCACUAGUGACCAGGUCCUUUAUGGUCAGGUGCUGGAGAGCCCCACCAGCCCAGGAGGAGUUCGGUACCUUCGCUGUGACUCCACUCAGCCCCUCUUGGGGGGCCCCACACCCAGCCCUAAAUCCUAUGAAAAUGCCUGGUUCCAUUCAAGACUCCAGGAGACCUUUGUGCCCCAACCUCCAAACCAGGAAGAUGACUGUGUCUUUGGGCCAUCGUUUGAUUUUCCCCUCUUUCAGGGGCUCCAGGUCCAUGGAGUUGAAGAAUAAGGAGGCUUCUAG
Molecule: messenger RNA, 2801 nt
Organism: Acomys russatus (golden spiny mouse)
Lineage: Eukaryota; Metazoa; Chordata; Mammalia; Rodentia; Muridae
Gene: Csf3r
Product: colony stimulating factor 3 receptor
Exons: 15
Biological process (GO): immunoglobulin mediated immune response; cytokine-mediated signaling pathway
Cellular component (GO): membrane; external side of plasma membrane
Molecular function (GO): cytokine receptor activity; protein binding
Source: RefSeq, a predicted model, not a curated record